Messenger RNA from Pelmatolapia mariae (spotted tilapia), 979 nucleotides. RefSeq names its product GTPase IMAP family member 9-like. Gene Ontology annotation, molecular function: GTP binding. The transcript has 3 exons. The record is from RefSeq and is a predicted model, not a curated record. Lineage: Eukaryota; Metazoa; Chordata; Actinopteri; Cichliformes; Cichlidae. Bases 152 to 979 code for a protein of 275 amino acids.
UAAAGGAAGCUUUUAAAAACCGUGACAGAGCUUUGCUGCAGAAACACAGAGCUCUGCCAACGAGACGGGCUGAAAGAAGUCACGGAGCUGAGAGGAAAGCGGUCUGCAGCAGAACAUCAGCAGAGACAAAGAUUAUCUGUAAAAGACGAACAUGGACAGCAAUCCUGCUCCACCCUCAGAUGCAGCAGACGAACAUCUCAGAAUUGUGAUGGUUGGGAAAACUGGAGCUGGGAAGAGUGCAGCAGGAAACACCAUCUUAGAAAGAAUCUCCAAAAGUUGUUCGUCUUCAUCUUCAAUAACAGCAGAGUGUCAGAAGGAAACAGGAGAGCUUGGGGGUCAAACACUGGCUGUAGUUGAUACUCCAGGUCUGUUUGAUACCACACUAUCUCAAGAGCAGGUGGUGAAAGAGAUCAGUAAGUGCAUCUCCUUUGCUGCUCCUGGUCCUCACGUGUUCCUGGUUGUUAUCCAACCAAACAAAUUUACCAAAGAAGAACAAGAAACAGUGAAAAUCAUUCAGAAGAUAUUCGGAGAUGAAGCAGCACGCUACACUAUGGCCUUGUUCACACAUGGUGACGAUCUGGAAGCAGAUGAAGUCAGUGUAGAAGAUUUAAUUGACGGAAAUAAAGAACUCAGUGACUUCAUCAGUCAGUGUGAGGGAGGAUAUCAUGUUUUUAACAACAGAGAAAAGGAUUCCUCUCAGGUCAAAGAGCUGAUGAAGAAGAUCAACACAAUGGUCCAAAGAAAUGGAGGAAGCUGCUACACCAAAGAGAUGUUUGAAGAAGCUGAGAAAGCAAUAAAAGCAGAAAUGGAUCGACUCCUGGAAGAAAAUCCAGAGAUGUCAGAAGAAGAAGCCAGAAGACGGGCAGAAAGAGAAAACAAGUACAUCAGGGCUUGUGGGAUAGGGGCGAGCGUUGGAAGUAUCUUAGGCCCAGUGGCAGCUGCAGUUUUAGAACUGAAACAUGCAUGUGCCAUACAGUGA